This is a messenger RNA of Argentina anserina (silverweed cinquefoil), 972 nucleotides long. RefSeq names its product deSI-like protein At4g17486. The record is from RefSeq and is a predicted model, not a curated record. Lineage: Eukaryota; Viridiplantae; Streptophyta; Magnoliopsida; Rosales; Rosaceae. Gene Ontology annotation, biological process: protein deubiquitination. The coding region runs from base 124 to 813 and encodes 229 amino acids. Gene Ontology annotation, molecular function: deubiquitinase activity. The transcript is spliced from 5 exons.
AGAGACCGAUCUCUCUCUCUCUCUCUCUCUCUCUGAACUCUAAAGGCCCUCGAUGGACUAGUAAAGAUAACCAAUUUGUAAUCCGGGUCUUUUUUGCAAUUUCAAAAAGUUUUGUGGAGCAAAAUGGGAGCCGAGAGCACCUCCAGUUCCGGCGGUGGGAUUGAUCGGAGCGACAAGAGGUACGAGACUCCGGUGAUCUUGAACGUCUACGACCUCACUCCUAUGAACAAUUACUCAGUUUGGGUCGGUCUCGGAAUAUUCCACUCCGGUAUUGAAGUUCAUGGUAAAGAGUAUGGUUUUGGAGCUCAUGACUUACCUGUUAGUGGAGUUUUUGAAGUGGAACCAAAGGCCUGCCCGGGAUUCAUUUACCGAUCCUCUAUUUCACUUGGUCGCAUAAACAUGUCUCCUUCUGAAUUUCGGACAUUUAUUGAGAAUGUUGCUGCGGAGUAUCAUGGGGAUACCUAUCACCUUAUCUCCAAGAAUUGCAACCAUUUUACAGAUGACAUGGCAUUCAGGUUGACUGAAAGACAGAUUCCUGGGUGGGUGAAUCGGCUUGCUCGUCUAGGUUCGUUGUGCAGCUGUCUUCUUCCAGAAAGCCUUCAAGUUACUACCGUUAAACAGACUCCUGAAUACCACCAUGAGUCGGAAGAAGAUGGCACUGAAUCUCUAACAAUCACCACACCUCGUGAGUCGACAGAAGUUGAUGAUGAUCAAGAAAAGCGUCUGCUGUCACCAUUGGCUGCAAUAUCACCAGUGUGUGGAUGGGGGGAUGUGACUAUUGUUAAAGAGGCCCAAACAAUCAAAGCUGCCUGACUGUAUUGAUUGUUUGUAAUUUUGUAUGCACAGUGUUGAUCCCAUUUGCUUAAGUUUGACAUCUUUUUGGUACCAUUUCAAACACGUUUUGCAGUUCCUUGUUGUGGAAUCUGAAAGUAGAAGGUAGUUUGUUGUAAUUGUCUAAUUGAUAAUUUGUGC